This is a messenger RNA of Oppia nitens, 2423 nucleotides long. RefSeq names its product splicing factor Cactin-like (gene cactin). The record is from RefSeq and is a predicted model, not a curated record. The transcript has a single exon. Bases 115 to 2382 code for a protein of 755 amino acids. NCBI's taxonomy places the organism in Eukaryota, Metazoa, Arthropoda, Arachnida, Sarcoptiformes, Oppiidae. Gene Ontology annotation, cellular component: spliceosomal complex; cytoplasm. Gene Ontology annotation, biological process: mRNA cis splicing, via spliceosome. Gene Ontology annotation, molecular function: protein binding.
UAAUGAAUGAAAACAACAAAACGUUAAUUCAAUGUAUUGUUCGUUAAGUUUAUCGAAAAUUUAACAAAAAUUAUAUAAAAAUUAAUGAAAUUAUUGUUAAUUUAAACGAAAACAAUGAGUGAAUUGAAUAAUAGAUAUAAAGAUAGACAUCAAAGACAUCAAAGACAUCAAAGACAUGAAAGUCGUGAAAGACAUCGAUUUGAUAGUAAAGACAGUUCACGACAAACGAGUGACAAUCGGUUCAGACAUCGACAUCAAAGUAGACAUCGAAAUGAAGACAAACGUGACAGACAUGACCACAGAAGCAGAUCGAGAAAGAGUAGAGAUAGAGAUACACAAAGAAGUCAUAGAAGUACUUCAAAGAAUAGACACAAAUCUAGUGAUGAUCACCGAAGAAGACGAAGACAUUCAUCUUCUUCUUUAGCUUCGAAUGGCGUCAGUUCUGUCAGAAGUCUGAGCAAAGAACUUAUGUCAUUGUCUUCGAGUGAAAGUUCAGAUGAAGAAAGCAGACAAAGAAGUGCUGUAAUUGCAGCAAAGGUUGCCUCCAGUCAGAUGGAAAUACUCGAAGAAAGGGAAAGAUUGAAGACUAAAGGCAAAGAAGAGAAAAAACGUCAAAAAGAGAUAAUAAAGGCUUUGGAAACUCCAGAAGAGAAACGAUUGAGACGUUUGGCAAAGAAAGAAGCGAAAGAACGAAAACGGAAACAAAUGAGUGGUUGGGAUGAAGAGUAUAUGGGAUAUACAAAUGCAGACAAUCCUUUUGGUGACUCAAAUCUUCACAAGACAUUUGUCUGGACAAAGAAAUAUGAAAAGUUGGGACUUAAAAAUGUUCGCGAAGAAGAAAUUCAUGAAAUGAAUAGCAAGAAAAUGCAAUUAAAUCGCAUUGAAUUAGAAAAAGUUAAACAAAGAAGACUUGAAAUGGAGAGAGAAAGAGAAAUCAGAGACGAAGAGAUGUCACGAUUGCAGAGAGAAAGAGAAGCGGAUCAGUUCAAAGAAUGGGAGAAACAGGAAGAUAUAUUUCACUUAAAACAGGCCAAACUUAGGUCUAAAUUAAGAAUACGUGAUGGAAGAGAUAAACCAAUUGAUUUGCUCGCCAGAUAUAUCAGUACUUUUGGUGAAGACAUUGGAACUGAAGAAGACGCGGAUAAAAUGGAGGACAUGACGGCUGACUUAAUUGAACCGUAUAUGUAUCUCAACGGACUUCGUAUCAAUGAUUUAGAUGACUUAGUAGAAGAUAUUAAAGUAUAUAUGACUUUAGACAGUGACAAGAAUAUAGAUUUCUGGAAAGAUUUACAGAUUAUAGUCGACGACGAGUUAAACAAACUUAAGAAAUAUAAAUUAGAGAAUAGUGUUGAAAGAAGAGAAGGCAUUAAUCCUGCCGUUAGUCAAGAUGUGGUUCAAGUGUUUGCAGGCAAAACACCGAUGCAAUUACAAGUAUUGCAAACACAAAUUGAACUCAAAAUACGAUCUAAUGAAGAAGGUAUAGACAUUGGUUAUUGGGAAUCGUUAUUAUCACGUCUUAAGGCACAUAUAGCCAGAGCUAGACUUAAAGAACUUCACGAACAGAACCUCAAGAAACAGAUCAAUCGACUGGAGAAACAAACGGACGAACCAUUGUUUCCUAUUAUUAAUAAUGAUAUACAGUUAGACACUGAAGAUCCCACAACAAGUUCUGCAGUUAAUGAUUUUACAGAAGAUAUUAGUGAACAAUUUGAUCCAAACAUUAAGUGUGUUGAAGUUUAUCAAUUUGGACAAUACUCUCCAAAAAUGUUAUCAAUGAGUGAUGUCGAGUCAAAUGCAUUAAUAAUUGAAGUGAAAGACGAUAUCAAGCAUUUGGAACAACAAAGAAGAGAAGUGUUGAGGAAUGAAAUGAUUGAAACUCAAAGAAAACCAGUUUUGAGUUCCGCUGAACAAGAAUUUGAAAGAGAGGCUCGAAAAGGAAUGACUGACGACGAGGCAGUCUUUAGUGUUGAGGAACAGAUUAAACAAAUAGAGAAACAAUAUUCUUGGUCUGAUAAAUACAGACCACGAAAACCACGAUAUUUUAAUAGAGUACACACAGGGUUUGAGUGGAAUAAAUAUAAUCAAACCCAUUACGAUGUGGACAACCCGCCACCCAAAGUGGUUCAGGGAUACAAAUUCAAUAUAUUUUAUCCCGAUUUGAUUGACAAAUCAAAGUCACCACAAUUCAAGAUCACUCCCUGUUCUGAUAAUAAAGAAUUUGGAUUCAUUAGGUUCACCGCUGGUCCGCCAUAUGAAGACAUUUGCUUUAAAAUAGUCAACAGAGAGUGGAACUACUCGUAUAAGAGUGGCUUCAGAAGUCAGUUCCACAACAAUAUACUACAACUUUGGUUUCAUUUCAAGAGAUAUCGUUAUCGCAGAUAAACUAACACUUUGUCUGUUUGUUAUCAAAUCUAAACUUUCAU